Cydia pomonella (codling moth) is the source of this 16318-nucleotide messenger RNA. It is a transcript of the gene bma, whose product is annotated as SCY1-like protein 2. Lineage: Eukaryota; Metazoa; Arthropoda; Insecta; Lepidoptera; Tortricidae. The transcript is spliced from 16 exons. Gene Ontology annotation, biological process: protein phosphorylation. Gene Ontology annotation, molecular function: protein kinase activity; ATP binding. The record is from RefSeq and is a predicted model, not a curated record. Bases 799 to 3495 code for a protein of 898 amino acids.
UUAAUUAUUUGUUUUUAAAUGGCCUUUCAAGUGGCCAGUAUCAUAAACGCAUAUCCUCAAAUACCUUAGGCUUAGAACUUUUCAGACACCCCUCGUAAGUGGAUCUCGUCACAAUUCUCUAUCUGACGCAAUAAAUUUAGUUUUAGAACAACAGAUCUAAUUUUUUAAAGUCCAAACUUAUUUUCGCCCGGGCGAGAUCAUUAUCAAAUCUGAAUGAAGGACGACUCGACCUUGAAACGCUGACCUAAAAUUUAAUAUCACAAUACAUGUUAAUGAUUACCAGGCGUUCUCUCAGUAGCCACUCGUAACCAAACUAAAAUAUCAUUGUCAAUAAUUUUAAUAGAUUCAUUAUUUUAAUUAAUAUCGGUUUUGUUUUAUUUUGCGAAAGAUGUAGGUAAGUAAGUAAAUAGUAAUGUAAGUGUUCGCUCAGUAUGUUUAUAAUAAGCUAUGAUGGGGUGAUUUUAGGCAAGGUGAUGGUGGAGGACGAAAUCGGGGUGGGUGGCGGGGGGAAAGGUCUGAGUGAGGCAGCGUCGAGUACCUUCACUGUUUCUCUGGGUCGCUUCGCGGGCGCACGCUCCUAGCCCCGACAGUUCGCUCGCGACCGUGCGGACGAACCGCAAUGUAGUUUCACCCAACAGUAACAGAACAAGCCUCAAACUGUUUUCAACUUUUUCAAAAGUUGUUAAAAAAUUAUCGGGUGCCCCAGGAGACGCGUCCCAGGCUGGCAGUUCAGGUGAACAAGCCAAAGAGCCGGAACCCUCACGCACCGAACCGUUUGCCCGACGCAUCGGCUCCGGCAUGGCGGGCAUCAUAUCCAAACUUAAGAGCGUGAGCACCCAGAAUCCACCGCAGCUGGAGAGCAACCCGAUCAUGCAGUACUUCGAGAUCGGCAAGGAGAGCAGCAAUGCGGGCCCCGGGCUCGUGUGGCGCGUUCACGACGCCUACAGAAAGAGUGACGGGAAGGAAUGCUCAGUAUUCAUAUUCGACAAGCGGAUAGCUGAGAAACUAUACAAGCCGAAACGCAAGGAGAGCAUGCUCGACCGCCUUCGAGCAUGCGUAGCCCUGCUUGAAAAGCUGCGCCACCCGAAAAUGCUGCAGAUCAUUCACUCGCUCGAAGAGGGCCACAAUACCAUCGCCUUUGCCUCUGAACACGUACUUGCCAGCCUGCACAACAUACUCGCCUGGCAUGAGUCAACCCCGGUGGUGCCGGGCGCGCAGCCGCCGGUGCUCCCGCACCCGGUGUCGCUCGGCCCCCCCGGCAUGCAGAGCCCUCAGGUGAACGCCAACCCGCAGCGACCACCCUACGCAAAGGAAUACUUCUUUCUGGACAUCGAGCUUCGAUAUGGAUUACUACAGAUCAUUGAGGCGCUGCACUACCUGCACUACACGGCGCGCCAGAUCCAUCGCAACGUGUGCCCACAGGUGAUCAUCGUUACCAGGCGCGGCACAUGGAAACUUUUUGGCUUGGAGUUCAUCGAAAAUAUUCUUGGAGAUGACCCUACAGAGAUGCUGACAGUUGCGCCGUGGUCUAUCAAAGUGGCCAAGAUUGCCCAGCCAAAUCUUGACUAUUUGGCUCCUGAGGUGCAGACGAACGGCAACUGCAACAUCUUGUCGGACAUGUUCUCACUUGGGCUGGUGAUCUGCGCGGUAUUCAACUCCGGAAAACCUCUUAUACAGGCCAACAACAACCCCAUGCUUUACGUCAAGCAAAUCGAAUUCUUGGACGAGCAAGUAAGCGCCGUGUUGCCGCGAGUGCCUGCCGCGCUCCAGGAGGCAGUGCAGCGGUUGCUCUCCCGCGACCCGCACCCGCGUCCCACCACACAGCUGCUACCUCUCAUCAAAUACUUCAAAUGCCAAAGCGAAGUCGCUAUCCAAGCCAUGCAGUUCCUUGAUGUGAUAACCAUGAAGGACCCCAACUCAAAAAGCAACUUCUACAGGCAAACUCUCAUCGACGCGCUUCCAUACAUACCAAAGAAACUGCGCUGGCAGCUGGUGUGGCCGGCGCUGCAGCUGGAGGUGCGCACGGCCGAGGUCUUGGCGGCCGUGCUGCAGCCCAUCAUCUGGCUCACCAACGAAGCCACCCCUGACGAAUUCAGCCACUAUGUUCUUCCCACCCUCAAGCAUUUUUUCAGGAACCUGAUGAAUUCCCCGAAGAGUGUACAGGCCUCUGUCACGGUCUUAGAAAAUUUGCACAUAAUUUUAAAGAAAUGCAAAAAGGAUGAGGUGAACAAUGAGAUCAUGCCUAUGCUCUAUACAGCUUUGGAUAACAACACUAAUCAAAUACAGACUUCGUCUCUGAUUGCAAUGCAGAACGUAUCCGAUUACAUCGAGGAUAAGGCACUCCAUGGCAUUGUGCUGGGAAAGGUUAAAGUGCUAUUGGAAAAAAAUCAGAGUGAUGUUAAAAUAAUUAGCCUAAUCCUCGGAUUUUAUGAAAAAAUUUUAGUUAGAUUGGAAAGAAAUCAUAUUCUCGAACAAGUGAUCCCCACUCUUCUGAGCAUGAGGUUGAGCGAUCCCGAUAUUAUCAACCGCGUUGUCCGGCUUUACAAGUCAAUGCUCUUGGAGAGGAAAUUCGGCUUAACAACGAACGUUAUGGCAACAAAGAUGAUCCCAUCACUUGCACCGCAGACUGUCAAUCCAGCAUUGAACGUUGAUCAAUUCACUAACCUAAUGGAGAUUCUCUAUGAUAUGCUGGACAACAUUGACAAAAACCAGCGCUACAAGUUGAAACUGGACAGUCUGACUUUGCCAAGUCCCGAGCGGCAUCGUCCGCUGCGGCACCAGAUGAGCACCGACAAUAUGAACGUACCACCCUUCAACAUCCCCAAUUUGCGUGUGGAGCAGCGCAAGACCUCCAGCGCCGAAGACAUGGCACGCAAAAAUUCUAUCGGUGGACAGAGUAUCGGCACGGGAAGUGUUGGUGGUGGCUUCAAAAGUACUGGGAUUGGGCAAUGGUUCUUUGGAUCGAGCAACUCCACAACCGCUGAUAACAACUUUUUACGUGUGGCCAGUGCAUUUCCUAACCGUCGACUCUCUGAUAACACUCUAAUGACCCCCAAAAUUCGUAUAGCUCCCUCUUGCGCAUCGUCCCCUGGUGGCACUCCAGGAGGUAACUCAGGAUUGCCCACGAGACGCCAUUCCAGUAUUGGCCCUCAAGAACGUCGUGGGUCAGCAGUUAAUUUGUCGCCGCCUACCGGCGGGUCUAUGCCGAAUACUUCGUCCAGCGUGCCGUUUCUGCUGACGUCAUCGAUGCAAUCGAUCCGAUCCCGGCGGCCGUCGGCGUGCUUGAGUGGCUCGCAGGGAUCCGGCAUCUUGCAGCAGCUCAGCAGUGGCAUGGUAAGGCACUUGCCCGUCGGCUCCUCGAGUUCCGUGCACAACAAGUUGCCCACGCACUGGGGUGCGCUACAGGGUGCGACCAGUGCCGGCUACAAUGCGCUGCAACAUACGGCCAUCGCUGUCAGGAAAUGCCCCUCGCUCAAUAUAACACUGACGCGUUAAAAUCGUCAGUACCGAUACAUCAGUAACUCGGCACUUCCGAAGAGACGUUACCCAGAAAGUAUACCAUUCAGGAUUUAGUCGUUUGUUAUUAUGUGCAACUCUUGAAUUCACCUAAGUGUCAUAGUAUAGUAGGAGCAAAUUAGCGAGCUGUAGCGUCUCUUCGGCGCGAGCGAGCGAGCGUGCGCGCGCGCCGCCGCCGCGGCUGCGCACGCGGUCCACGCCGCCCGAAGCUUCCAUGGCAGCCGCCUGCAACGGCAAUCCCCGUCCGACCCCUCAGUGUUUAGUAGUUUCAAAAUAUUGAUGUUGUAACACCAUCUUAGAUUUAUUUGCCAUUACUUUUUAGAAAAAUACUUAUACCUUUAGUUCAAUGUUAUUUUUGAUGUAACAUUAAUAUUAAGUAUCUGUUUACAUGAAUUUAAUUUCUAAAAGUAAUUCUGCAGUGAAAUGGGAAUUUGUAAGCUUUAAUAAAAAUAAUGUGGACAUAUCACUCGUUUGUUGAUCAUAAAUGAAUUUAAAAAAUGGUGUAAAAUGUCCAAUUUUAAUAAACAUAAAAAGUAUAUCGAAAGUUUGAACAGAAGAAGUUACCAUGCUGAUAUGAUACAUACAGCAAAAUGAUAAUGGUGCUGUGAUAUGGUAUUGUUAUAGAAAAAAAUUAGAGACUACUGAAAUUAGAGGGAAUAAACCAUUACGGUAAAACCUUAGAAACUAUUUUUAUGUUCGUUACUCCUUUGAGUACAAACGAUUCCAAAUUUUUAAAAAUGUGCCAAAGGAUGAAGUUAACCUUAAAUGAUUUAUUAAGUUACUAAAUUAAUGAUAUUGGAACGUAUGUAAGUCCCUAUUAAGAGAAAAUUAUAUUAAACUAAAUAUUGUAUUUGUAUGGAAAAACUUGGAAUCAAAUCGUCUAAAGAGUAACACCAAAUUAUGAACUAUAGGUAGUUAAAACGAUAUUGACUUAAUUUGAGCUUAUAAAAAGCUAUUGUUUUGCAAUGGGGGAAGUAGCUAGCCAUUAGCCAACUAGUCGACUUUUGUUCAAAACAUGUUUCAGAAUUGCCACUAGAUCAUUUUCAAUUCUACUUCGACUGUCAAAAGAAUUUAAAAUGCUGUUACGCUAGCAAGCCGAGGUAUAUCAGUUGUACAAUUCUACAUCCACUGUUCUUUAAGAUUGCACGUCGAAUAUUUACUUUACCUCUGAAUAUUAUACAUAGUUUUGUAGUUAUUAUUGAAGGUGGGUAUAAAAUAAUAGCGCUCUAAUAAUUUUAUAAAAGGACAUAUAAUUUCGUAGAAGGACAUACACAAAUAGGCAAACCUAAAAAAACUGUUUUAGUAAUAAAUUGUUAUUUCGCCUUAUAAAUGAGAGGUUAUCGGAAACUAAAAUCAGCGUGAAGGUAUGAGUAUUAGUUACGUUAAGUUCAGAGCUCAUUAGAGUUAAAUUUGAAUGACUUCAGGCCGUAUUCAAACAAUGCUUCUAAGAGAUCGCUGACAAAUUGGUAUCGUACUGCAAUGAUCGAAUUGGGCAUUUCGCUGCUUAGUCUCGUAAACUAGGUACCUACUUACCAACGUAUACCACGACCGUGACGCCGGCAUUUUCGGUUAUAGGAAACAAGAUAAUAUUGUCUUGUUACAUAAAAAUAAAAUAUUCCUUUUUCUUGCCCUAAUAAUCUAGCCAAAGUGCGUAUAUUUUCGCUUCAAUGGCCAUAACAGAAGCCUUACCAGCACGACUGCAUUAGCAGUGUCAAACUGACAUAUUCGCAAAUGGCUGCGUAACUUUCUAUACAUAUAUAGGUGCUAAUAGAAUCAGACCAAUCUAAGUUGGCAGCGAUAUUGAUAGCAUGGACUGUGCAAGUGUUAAAAGUAAAUUUCAUAAUUUCAAAGAAGUUUGACGUUUAUAAUAACACUUGCCAGUCUAUUAUGCUAUCAAAACUUACAUGGCUUGGUCUGACUCUAUGCGAAGACGAGCGAUAUGCUUAGAAAGUUAGUUACGCACACGCUAGCGAAUAUGUCAGUGUCAAUCUGGUGGUAGCUGUACUGGAAAGAAGGAACCAAAAUAAUUGCGAAGGUACUAGGUACUUCGGGCGCCUGACAUGCACGGUUAACGAUGUGAUAACGGAUUUGAUAGAACAAAUGUAACUUCUGGACACCGCUGGAUAGAAAGAGACGCAUGCCUUAAUCCUGCAGUCAUUAUAAUUAUAGUAAUUUUCACAUAGUUUGGGUACAGUGACAACUGUCAUCUCAAUACAUAUUUUGCACAUUGUGCGUUUUAAGAGUCCCUGGCAAGCUCGGCCGAAUCUCAUCUUCUAGUAGUAGUAGAGUAUAUCUCGGACACAACGUAAAAAUAUUCGUUAUUUCUUGCGCCACCAGAGGGUCUCGCUAAAUGUACCUUGCCCACAUAAAAUUCUGGUCUCGCUGCGCCACUGAUGAAAGAACAAACAUGAGGUAUAGCUACGGCUGAAAUAAGUUUAUAUUGCUCCACCUUUAUAGCCAUCAACCCACCCCAUAAACCCACAAGCGCCGCAACAAGCAUCUACAACACAUGAUGUGGCCAAUGAUGAUAUUAAACAAACAAAAUAGAGCAAAAACAAGUUUUGUAUAAAAAUAAUAAAUUCGCUGUAUUUUUUAACUAUAGUACAUAACUAAUUACAGUAGUUUUGGAGCAAUCUAGCUAGUCGUUUAAAAUGAGGGCGUAACUACUUUUGUAUGGAUAACCGAGCUUACUGGGAGCCUUAUGGUUUUAAAUUGUAUGGACAUGACAGCUAUAAAGAAAAGCGUUGUAGCCUAGCCUAGGUAAGAUCGUGCUACUUUCGACCCGGAGGUCGCGGGUUCAUACCCCGUCUCGUACCAAUCAGUUUUUCGGAACUUAUGUACGAUAUAUCAUUUGAUAUUAUCAGCCGCUUUUCGGUGAAGAAAAACAUCGUGAGGAAACCGGACUAAUCCCAAUAAGGCCUAGUUUCCGCUCUUGGUUGAAAGGUCAGAUGGCAGUCGCUUUCGUAAAAACUAGUGCCUACGCCAAUUCUUGGGACUAGUUGUCAAGAGGACCCGAGGCUCCCAUGAGCCGUGGCAAUAAACCGGGACAAACGCUAGGAAGAAGGACAUGACAGCUAUCACCGUACCCGAGCUAUGUGAAAAACUAUAGUGUGUCACAUCGAUAACGCGUAAAUAGGUGUAAAUAAGUAAAAAUUUCACGGAGAUUAAACAUUGUAGGAACCAGUUUAAGUAUUGUGUUUAUUCCAAAUUAUACAACUACUGGAUACUAAAUCAACCAUCGGUACAUACUUACUCAAUUUAAACAACAAUUCGAAAUGCAAUGAGUGUUUGAUCCUACACCUAAUAGAUUUUAUCGGUGUAUAAAAAUGAAAAAUCCUUGUUCAAUUGAAUAUAGAACUGGAUUUAACAACAACCAACUAUUUUUUUUUUGACCCCGGUAGCCCGUGGUAGUUUAAUGACCUAUUUUUGUAAGGAAUAGUAACAUAGCUUUCGCAAUUACUAGUGACCAUAGCGCAUUAUUUUAAUAGUUAUCAAUUAAUUGCUUCGGUUUUCUUUUUAUUUGCUUUUUAGUGCCCCUACUUACGCCUGUAAACAAAACUUUGUAGUUUAUUUCCUACUUUAAAUAAAUGUUAGUAUUUUCAGAUUUUUUUAAGAGCAGGUAACGUAAUAUCUAUCUGAUUUAAAAAAUAUACACGUUUGUUUUGUUUAAAAGUUUAGUAGCAAUUAUAAUAAAUGAAAAUUUAUUUUGCAGAAAUAUAAAUAUUCAGUUAAAGUCAAACCAAGAUAAGUUGGCACCGAUUUUGAUAGCCCAGACGGUGCACGGGUUAUUUUAAACAUCAAAAUUCUAUGAAAUUAUGACGUUUAUUUGACACUUGCACCGUCUGGGCUAUCAAAAUCGCUGCCAACUUAUCUUGGUCUGACUUUAACUGAAUAUUUAUAUUUCUGCAAAAUAAAUUUUCAUUUAUUAUAAUUGCUACUAAACUUUUAAACAAAACAAACGUGUAUCUUUUUUAAAUCACAUACCAACCAAAUUGAAGUAUUUGAAGUGUUCUGUACCCCUAGUGUAAAUAAAUUCGAUUUCGAAACGUGACGUACGCGUUUGCGUUUAGUCUCAUUUUGUAUUGGAUUUAGAAAGAGCGCGCCUAGCGGGACGUUUUGGAAACUCAAAAUCCUAUACAAAAUGAGACUUAACGCAAACGCGUUCGUCACGUUAUGAUGUCGAUCAAAUUUACACUAGGGGUACUGGUCGCGUAACUGACGAUCGUUAUGUAUAAUAAUAUUAGUAGGCAGUAGAUUAGCACACAUAUGAGGCCCAUAUUAAAAACUGAAAUAAUAGAUUCGUCCAGAGACCUGGCCAAAAUGACAAUAUUUCACUGUUAACACAAAUGGAUAAGUUAAUUAAUGUAUUGUCACGCGAUUUUUAGUUCCUAUCUCUUUUUACUUUUCAUACUGUUGUCAACAAUUGAUGAUUUUCAUCUAGUCUAGUAAAUUUCAUCUAAUAAUUUAAGUAAAUUGUGAUCGUUUUAUAAUAAUCCCAACUUAUAAAUUAUCUACAGAAUUUUAUAUUAUUUUCUUAACAGUCUCACUCCUAAACUGUCUUGGAUAUUUUAUGUUCCUGCUCUAGAUAGCGUAGCAGCUUUGUAACCAUUAUCCCGUACUUGUACAAACCUGAAUUAGAGACUACCCCUAAUUACCUACCGAAAACAUUACACACAACAGUACAUUGUUUUACAUAUAGAAUAAAGGUAACAAAACAAACCUUCAAUUAUUAACGAAUCUAUCAGCUGUUUUGUUACGGCAGAUAAUGCGUUUGUAAUCUGUGUGUGGUUUGGCAUGUGUUAGGGGUAGUAUAAGUGUUAGUAUUUAUAGUUAGAGUAGCGGAGGGACGGGGGCCGCGCGGCCGAAGCCAAGCGGAGGCGCGCGCCGCGGGUCGCGGCCGCGAGCCCGGCACUACUACAGUCUCGCACGCGCUUUGAAUUUUAAUCACUUUAUGUUGUGGUUGCUUACAGUACCAGCUGUUUUCCGGGCGUACGUAAAGAGAGUUUCGUUAAAGAUAUAGCCGCGUAGCGUUAAAGCGAACGCAAUGAUAGCGGCGCCAUCGCGUGUCGCCGCGCCGCCUGCGCCGCCUCGACGCUCCGCGGUCCCCACUUCACGCCCGUCUCGACACACUCAACUCACGUUAUUUAUGAACAGCACGUGCUCUGUGACAAUGAUCGUGAUCCCGCACGUGUCUUAUGAUUAUAAUAGGACACUGGAAUGUGUUGAACCUAUUCGUGCCAAUGUUACUAUAUUUACACCAAAAAUAAUACUUCAUUCAUUUCACGCAUGUAAUACUUGAUUUACUAUACGAGGGCAACACUGAAAUUUUUUGAAGUAAAGAUAAGAGCAGUCAUGUUUUUUUUUUUUUUUCUAACAAUUAAUACUCGUAUGCAUAAAUUUUCAUGUAAGUUAUUAUUCGUAAGUGUCAUCUAGGUAUCUAUCCUAAAGAUGACAAAAUCUACUGAUACGAAUUUUCUUGUCAGUCUUUUUUAUAAACCGCAUAACUUCUAUGUUAACUCGGGAUGUUGAUGUCGAAUGCCACGCUUCUCGAUGAUCCGCAAUAGUAAAGUUAUAAUACCAAUAUUACAAACAGUUAACUAUAACCUAUCCAAACUUUGUUGUUAGCCAUUAAAGCCGUAUUAAAUUAUGACAGAAUAUUUCCAUCAAUCAUGAAAUACAAAUCACAACCGAAUGAAAUAUUCCAACCUCCAAAAAAAGAGUACUGUUUUCAAUUAUUAUUAUUUUCUUUUUGUAAUAUGAGCUCUGAGGUCCUCUGUUCUAAGAACUUUCAGUGUUACCUAUUUAUUUAUUUAUACCCAGUAUCGAUUAAUAAGCAUUAUUACUAUUACGUAUUUUGCUCACUUUCAUUGAGGGCAUUAUAGAGUAGGUAUAUUUAAAUUUAAUAAAUAAAUGCUUUCAAAUUAAGAAAGGCGCAAUUAAUUGUAAAAAUUAAUGGAGAGCUUAUUAUUAUAAUAGCUACGUGUUGUACAAAAUAUUGGAAAGAAGAUUGAUAUGUUUUCAUACAAUCUUGAUCAAAAUGUUAAGUGACAGAUAGUUUAGAAAUGAGGAAAUUAUCGCAAAACAAUUUAAAUUACUUGGCAAUCUAGUAACAGAGAUAUUUAAAACCAAUUUAGCAAUCCUGUGUUCACGUCUUUGUCACACAACUUAAUUUAAACGUAAUUUUGAUACUUAAAUAAUCUACAACAUUUGCUGAAACUGCUCUUGUACAUCAUUUUGUAUCAUUUACCACCACUUUUUGAAUUAUUUUUAAAAACUGUCCCUUCUCGUCUUAUAUUACUUGGGACGCACGCUUGCGACCUCAUUAUUAAAAAGGCUAUAUGAGAAGACGUACUAAUAGAAACCAAUACUUGUUAUUUAAAUAUUACGUAACGAAAGGUGUACAAUUUCGACGACUAAAUCUAUCAAUUUUACAUUUAUGCUCAAAAAUCGUCACCGGGCUCUUAAGAUUUCGUAUACCAAACUAUAAUUGCGCACUUUUCAUGUAUGGGCUCCCAACUAAACUAUAAAAUUUCUUUCGAUACGCUGUAGUCAUCUAUAAAAAAAAAAUUACCAAUCACGAUAUUUACCAAUUUUCAUUACUUAUUUAGGUGUUAUAGUAAAAAAAUAUUUUUGAUGACUCAUAGAUUUUUUUUGUAUAUAAUCAAGCUUUUCAAUGUCGUACCUCACUUAGGCAACUCAGCAAGCUUCGUUGCCUGAACACGGUACUUGACUGAAAAGCUCUCUAUUAUAUCACGAUUGUAUAAAAUACUAUUACCUACUUGACAUAUCAAUAUCAAAGCGAAGAAUUAAAAUGUCUCUUUUUCUAGAUUGCCAUUGUUUGUAUUAGAAAAAUAAAAGUUUAAAAAUGCAACUUUAGCUAUUUUUCAUCUUUUUAUUUUCUCAAAAAAACCAUAAUCGGGCGGAGUAGCGGCGCGCCUUAACUAUCUUCAAAAAAAAAUUACAGCUUCCGUACAUCAGUAUAGUAUGCAGCCGUGGUGAUUAUGGACGCUGUUAAACUAUAGUACAUAGUACCAACCAGUAGCUCACAUCUAAAAGUAAUGUUAUAGAGGCCGCGCAUAGACACAGCAAAUGGGUAUAGUCAAAUAUAUCACGUGACUUACAAUUUUAUUUUUAUCAGUCUCUGAGUAGAUUCCUACAUCCGUAUUAAAAAAAAAAGUAUUUUUAGUUACCUAAUAGCGUGAAAUUUUCUCAUACCUGGUGUCGGGGGACAAUUACAAGUAAUGCCGAUAUGCACGUAAUAUCAAGGGUACGCUAUAUAGCACGAAGUCAAUUCUACUUGUCCUACGCCAACCUUGCCCAUAGCAAUAGCAGCGGUACUCGUAUUCUAGGCUCGAUAAAUUGUCAAGCGGGUUGAUGGCAGCCAAAAUGCCCUUGGAAUCCUUGGAUAUAAUUUAAAUAGUCUCUUUAAACCUUAGGUAUAAAUUACCUAGAGCAAGCAUUAGAACUUUUCAGUAAUUUCAACACUUACAGUGCAUUACGCUCGUUUUUUGGUUUGGACGAGGUGCACUACGAGUGAUGACAAAAUGAGAUCAUUUGUUAUUUUCUGCGGAAAUACCUACCUUCCCAACCUACCUUAAACUCAAAUGUAAUGUCCGAUAGCUGUUGUAUAAAUAAACCCGACUUUUAAAUUCUACAUCUGUGUUUUACCAAGAUUAGACUUAAAUGGUUUUUAAUAUCACGCCUACUCAUGUCCAUUAUUUUCUUAACCAAAUUUCUGAAAACAUUGGAAAUGUAAGCGAACUCUGAAUAAUAAAAACUCUACCACGCCCGUCUGCCGGAAAACCAACGUUAAUGAAAACUUAAAGGACGGGAUGGGCGUAGAUAGGUACAUACCUACUAAUCAUCUGACUUCAACUAGAAAAUGACACUGUAAUGAUUACGACAUCGCAAUAACUACAAGUUACUUAUGUAUUUUUAUAUUCAACUGUCUGUAUUCGACGAACUAUCUUAAAGCAAUGGUGUUUGUAUAAGAAAUAAAUUAGUAAUAUACUAUACCUACAUUCUAAUUAGUCAGGGAAAACCUAAUUUUUGUUAAUUAUAGGUAAACUUUUAUUUGUUUAAUUGGAUAUGUAACCAAAGAUUUGAUGUAAAAUGAAAGAAUUGUUGUGAGAAGCGCCGAGCGCGGCGGCUGGCGAGGUUCAGCGCCGACGCUGGCGCCGCGUGUUGUUAGUGAAGGUUCCAUAAAAGGCAUACAAUAUUUUGAAUUGUGAACCGAUUAAUUAGGGGUAAUAGGAAAAUAAAGUUUUUUUAGUCUUUAUUUUGUAUAUUUUAAUAUAAAAUGUGAUAGGAUAUCGAUGCAAAUGUUUGGCAUCGGUCCAGAUUCAGUGAGAAGGGUUUCGGUGCCCUGCUAAGAUAGGUGUUUUUGAAGUUUUUCUCACAUUGUAGCGUAAAUUUAUAAUUAUAUUCAAUAUCACUUGAAAUGAAAUACUUAUAAUAUAUAUAGGCUUUAAAUCAUCAACUCUGUCGGAAGGUAUUUUCAAGUACAAAGGAAAUAAUGAACAUUUUAAAGAGUAUAUAAAUUUAUAUAUAAUUUACUGCGCUCCUGUUCCUACCUACCUGAAAUUUACAAAAUGAAACUAGUUAAAAGUAUGAUAUUUACACGUAGAUUAUUUGUUAUUUGUAAUGCACCGCUCAAUCAUAUUAGCCACCCACGUACAAAUAAUAGAAGCAAUAUUACUAGAGCCGUGUGCUAGGCGACUUCCAUGCCCCGUCCAUGGGACGGUCACAUCACGUGCUCACCACUCGCCUGCACCACGCAAAUAUCUGCUCUGCUUAGCUAGUACCUGACUUGCAGCACAAAACUAAGAGUUACUAUACAUUCAUAUAUCUAUUUUUAUAUCUCACAAAGAAUACGAAAGAAAUUUCAAUUAAAUAGUUAAUAAUUUUGAAAAAAACAAUAUGUAGGUCUAGUUACCCAAAGUUUAUCAAAACUGUUGUGUUAUGUAUUGACAUGUACAGUCAGCGUCAAAUACUUUGUGGCAGUCAAAGUGCCCAAAUAGCUCGGUACACCAUACUAAAUAUAUGGCAGGGGUGGCCAACAGGUCGAUCGCGACUGUUAGUCCAGUCGAUCGUGGCAAGGCAAAAAAUAUAAAUACGUAGACCAGUUUCAUUUAAGGUUUCAAGAAGUAUGUAAUUGGUAGAUCGCACAGGGUUUCGUUAGUAAACAGGAGAUCUUGGGUCUAAUCAAGUUGGCCACCCCUGAUAUAUGGUGUACCGAACUAUUUGGCUACUUUGGUUGCUACAAAGUAUUUGACGCUGACUGUACUAAAGCCAGAACUAUUUUUUUUCUUCAAAGUUUACGCCAUAAAUGCACUUUAGUAUCGGCUUAUCGGCUGCGUCCCUUUUAUAUGUUUAGUAUUACAUAAUAUUAGUUACUAUUUAAGCAGCUACUACAAUAAUAAUAAAUACGUACAACACAUUUUUUAGGGUUCCGUAGCCAAAUGGCAAAAAACGGAACCCUUUUAGAUUCGUCAUGUCCGUCUGUCUGUCCGAUUAUUCCUGAAUGAUACUACUGCUGCGGAUGCAGUAACACCACGGAGUAAGUACCUACAUCUAAAAAGUUUCCAAACUACGGCCUGCGGGCUGAAUCCGGCCCUAGUACCUACCUAUAGGUAACUUUAACAUAUUUGAUUUAUCAAUUAAAUAUAGGACCAUAUGUGUUUUUGAAGUGAAAUCUUCUUUAGCGGCGCUGUGCAUUUUUUGUGAUGAGGAAAAAAUGUUAAACUCGCGUCAGGGUCACGUGACCGUCAGAUUGAAAAUUCGUAAGACGGACACCAAAGAGUAAAGUAAGUAUACGGACACGUGACAUCAUGGUGACGUGCAAAUUGAAUGUCAUCGAAGCCUAGUUACUUUUGAAAAGUCGCAUCUCAUUCAAGUGUGACAUUGUAUUUUCUUCAUAAUCAAAGUGCUGUCAUAACAUAAAUAAUAGAGAAUUAUCUCUUAAAACUGCUACUCAAUUUCUCCAAAAUAAAAAUGCGCAACGUUAAUAUUCAAGUUUUCACUUCUGCCGGCACUCCCAGAGUGCAACGCGGUUUUUUUUAUUAUUCCUCCAUGAAGUCAUAAUAUAUAAAAAUCUGGCUUACCUAUAAUAAAUUAUGGCUCUUAGACUGCAAUUAGACUAUCAUAUAAAUUAUCAUAUAUAUGGGAUCCUAUUUGAAAGCAAUCCUUCAAUUAGGAUCAUGUACGCAUAAUUUGGUAAAAUUGUUGUUAUUGUUAUUACGAGUACACCAUUAUAAAUAUGUCAAUUAUAUAAGAUCCAUUUUAACAAAUUGGCGUAUAUGAUCAUAAUUGUAUGAUUGCUUUCAAAUAGGAUCCCAUAUAUGUGUUACUUAUCUAACAAAACGCGAAAUGUGGGUUCUUAAUAUCAAUAUUCAAGGUGCGGGUCUGAAUAAAAUUCUUUCUGAAGAAAUUAUUUGUAAAGUUGUUAGAACGCCUUUCAUUAAGUUAUUUGGGGCAACGCGGCUUGGAAGGAGGCAUGUGCCAAUGACCCAAUUUCAGAGUAAUCUCCAGAGCAGUGUGCGGAAGGACAUCGAAGACGUACGUUGUACAUAUUUAUGUAUCAACUUCGCUUCCACCUGGCGCCGGGCACCGUCGAUACUGAAGUGCAUGUUAUAAACGGUGUAACUAGUCAAGACAUACAUAUUAGCAAUUUAUACUGAGAAUAGAACACUAAUCUAAUUCAUAAGAUUGUUAGGAAAGUGAGUUAGAGGUAAGCUGGAAACGUGGAGGUAAUAGGCGGAAGCUUUACUUUAUGGUAACAUCGCCUUAUAAUGUCUUAUCAAAUUGAUGCUUAUUAAAAAUACAAAGAUCUAUUAUUGUUACAAGAUAACCACAUAUUUUAUGACUGUUAGCUUUCCACUGAUUACAAGUUAAUUGAUAAUGGGUAGAAAACUCAUAUCUGUGUUAGUUACUGUUGUACAAUCGGCGCCCUAAAUAUCUGCGAGUACUUUUCGAUACUGAGCUACGACCUCUUUGUAAUUUUUGAAAGCCUAAAUGGUCGAGCUGCCAAUAAGAAGGCUUAUGUACGCAGAUAUUUUCAGGUUGAUAGUACAUUCAAGAACAAAAUCGUAAUACAUUUUCUCUAUCAUUUACUGAUAUUGCCAUAUUUGAUUAUAUAUACAUAUAUAGUAAAUAACGUAUCGUAUUUAUAACUAAAUAAAUGUGAUCUUAUUCGGUAGGCUGUACUUGAUACCUAUAUCAAAUAUAAAAUCUAUUACUAAAAUGUAGCUAACAAUGUGGAUCUUGAGACUAACUUUUUCAGACAAGACCAUGUUAAUAUUAAUUAUAUUUCAUAUAUCUUACUAUGUUUUGAUAUAUUAUAUGUGCCUAUUUGAGAAAUUGUUAAUAAGUCUAUCCAACUUGAAAGAUCGCCAAUGAGAGCUGAUCCCGCUAUUUGAAUAUGUGCGAACUUACGGCUUGUGACCAAUCAUUAUACCUAUCUAUUUUGAGAUUCAUUCUUCUGGUUGUGGUGUGUGCUCAGUGUUAGAAUACUUACUUAAUUAGCAUUUUACACGUAAAUUAUAGUAACUAACUGGCCUGGUCGGCCCUCCGAUGCGCUACGCCGUCACGCAGCUCCCGACGGCAGUAGGUAUCGAACAGUAACAUUUCAUAUUAACUAUACACAUCUUUUACUUAUAAUACUCGAUGUGAUUUUUAGGUAUUGCCAUGCCUACAUAUGUUACAUGUACCUACUUAGUGUAAUGGAUAAAUAUGUACUUGACAUUUUUGAUUAAUACUUAUUGUACUAUUCUUAGAGUAAUUAAUAUAUUGUAAGAGAUAUUUAAUACUCUCCCUUGUGAUCUUGUUCUGUGACUCUAAAUUAUUCUCUAAACUUGACUGCUAUCUCUUCUAAGGCAAAAAUAAUGUUGGACAAUACUUUUAUAAGCUGUUUCUUACAUCUCGCUGCGGAGUAGGUACAGUCCGCGUCAUAGCUCUAGCUAACGUUAAGGUCGCCUUUACGCUUGGUACAUAGAGCUUAAAAUCCAAUUUGAGAUGUAUACAUAGAUACAUUAGAUGCAAGACUUACGUUUUUUCGUACACUAUAUUCCUAUAAGGUAUGUCUGUACAUACGGGAAAACGUUGCCUUAAUGUGUUUUUUUUUGUUUCACUUUUUUCAUUUUGAUAUAUUUAUCAUUCUACAAAAAUUCAGAUUAACAUAUCACUAUUAAAUGCCUACUGUGUGAUUCGUAACUGUCCCUGUAGCGUCGCCUAACGGCAAUAUUGUGUAAUAACAGAACAUAUUAUCAUAUAAAAUAAUAUUAAGUGAUAAUCUUAAACACUUUGGAAGUUGUUUAUUGUUACCUACUCUUAUACCUACAAGUUGCUCUUCGUAUAGAAUUUAAGAUCAUUGAGAACAGCAAAUGAGAACAGAAAUUGACAUCAGUCCAUAAAGAAGUAGAUUUUGAGCAUAUUUUAACUCCAUAUUUCUGCAACUACUCCAAUUACUUCUAACUGUUAAUUUAUAUUUCUUUAUCUUACCUUUUAUUAUCCACGCUGGCCCCUUAGGGUUAGAACACACAAUAAACGAUAGUCAAACUUUUAAUAUAGCAACCAUAAAUGUCCGUAGAUUGAAUGUUGUAUUCAGUAAGAUACAAUUUUACCUGACAGUGAGUAGGUAACUGUAUAAUAAAAUAAUUGUGAUGUAUACUUAUCCAUAUUGUUUUCUGUAGAUCAAGUAACCAGAAGACCCUACAUUUAUGUUCUCUUAUACUUUACUGUUCUAAACGUGUAUAUCUACGUGAAUCAUGUAGAACAUUAAUGAAAUAAACGAUUCAAAUAAUAA